CUUGUGUAUUCAAAGAGAAGGUUAUAAAUAUCUUCCAUUUAACUCAUACUUUUAAGUGCAUUAUGUCAUGUUCCUAUGCAGAAGGAUUGUCCCCUUAUGAACAUAAAGGAAAAUUAGGAUUGAAAGAAGUAUUUGAAAGUGAUGAAUCCCUGGUAGACAAAGUGAAACAGCUAUCAAAAUGGAUCACUUCAUCAAACCAUGUAGUAGUUCAUACGGGAGCAGGAAUCAGUACAUCGGCUGGUAUACCUGAUUUCAGAGGUCCCAAAGGAGUAUGGACUCUCGAGGAACAGGGAAAGAAGCCAGAAAUAAGCAUAUCUUUCAAUGAUGCUCUUCCGACAAAAACUCAUAUGAUUCUAGUCAAAUUAGUUGAAGCAGGUUAUGUUAAGUACAUUGUAAGCCAAAACAUUGAUGGUCUUCACUUAAGAUCUGGGUUAAAUCGUGAGUAUCUUUCCGAACUUCAUGGAAAUAUGUUCAUAAAUCAAUGCAGCAGUUGUAAAAGGCAGUUUGUCAGAAAGACAGCCACUACAUCAGUUGGACAGAAAUGUUUAGGUCUUAACUGUCCAGGUGUUAAGACAAACGGCCGACCGUGUAGAGGAGUUCUCCAUGACUUUAUUUUAGAUUGGGAGCAUUCAUUGCCCGAGAAAGAUCUAGAUCUUGCGCACUAUCACUCUAAUUUAGCCGACCUCAGUAUUUGUUUAGGGACCACGCUGCAAAUUAUUCCAAGUGGUAACUUACCUCUGUUCACAAAGAAAAAUCAGAAUGGAAAACUCGUAAUAUGUAAUCUCCAACCCACAAAAUAUGACAAAAGAGCUGAUAUGCUCCUCAACGGCUACGUAGACCAAGUAAUGAGCCUUCUAUUAGAAAAUUUAGAUUUGAAAAUAGAUGAUUACAAUCCCGAAUUCGAUCCUGUACGUAAAAAAGGAAUACACGAAUGGACCAUUCCUGAUUCGAAAGUUAGCGAAAUGAAAAAAUUGUACGAAAUACAUUUAAAACAGAGGAAAACAUCCGAUGAAGAUCAGAGAAAAAGAAAAAUUGAUGAUAAAUCCGAAGUCAUACCUUUAAAAAAAAAUGAUAUUAACAAAGUAGAAAAGCUAGAAAAUGAUGAUACUGAUGAAAAAACAGUUGAUAAGAGCUUAGACAAUGAAAAUAAUGCAAAAUGUGAAGAUGGUGGUACCUAAGGCAUCAAAAUUUACUAUGCUAAUUAAAAAAUUGCUUGCCUUCUGUGAUUUGAUUUUUCUAUGAAAGAAUCAUUUUAGAUUUUUUUAACUUGUUAAUGCAUUGGUUUAAAAACCAAAACUUGAUAUUAAUCGAAGUCUCCCUUUAAUUUAUUUAGUAAAUGAAUUGAAUUGUCUGUAAUCUUUUAUAUAAAAUACAUAACUUUUAUACUUAUUCUUUUCAAUUAAUAACAAUUCAUUUUAAUCUGAAUGUGUUU
Nezara viridula (southern green stink bug) is the source of this 1432-nucleotide messenger RNA. The record is from the annotation of a GenBank genome assembly. NCBI's taxonomy places the organism in Eukaryota, Metazoa, Arthropoda, Insecta, Hemiptera, Pentatomidae.